AUGUUUUUCAUUUUAGGGGCUAUUAUUCUUACGCCCGUUGUGAUUUACACUAUUACACGCUUUAAUAGGACAGGUGUAGACAAUGAGACUAUUGAUAUUUUCAAAAGACAUACCAAAGUGAAUGUAGAUGAUAUUAAUGGACUAAUGCUUUUAUUGGACGUUUUACUAAAAAACAUCAAGAUUUUUAACAAUUUAUUAUCCAGUAAAGAAAUUAAUAAUUUAAAUAGUUUUAUUAAAACAAUUAAAAAAGUUUUACAAAAUAAUUAUAAAGAUGAUAAAGAAUAUCAGUCAAGAUUUCUUGUUUAUUAUUUUUCAAAAAUAGGGGCUUUAUAUUCUUCCAGAUUUCCAGAAAUUAAAAGAUGGUGUAUCGAAAUUACAAAAUCAAAUCCUUCUUUUGCCAAAGAAUUUAAUAAAGUAGCAAGUAACAAUACUACUAAUUUAGAGCUUUGUAUUGUUAGCCUAUUGAUCGCAUUUGACGAGAAAAAUAAAAAUAUUUAG
This is a messenger RNA of Vairimorpha ceranae, 498 nucleotides long. RefSeq lists its product as hypothetical. NCBI's taxonomy places the organism in Eukaryota, Fungi, Microsporidia, Nosematidae. The transcript has a single exon. The record is from RefSeq and is a predicted model, not a curated record. Bases 1 to 498 code for a protein of 165 amino acids.